Molecule: messenger RNA, 1079 nt
Organism: Elgaria multicarinata webbii
Lineage: Eukaryota; Metazoa; Chordata; Lepidosauria; Squamata; Anguidae
Product: surfeit locus protein 4-like
Exons: 6
Coding region: 65-877 (270 amino acids)
Biological process (GO): Golgi organization
Cellular component (GO): membrane; endoplasmic reticulum-Golgi intermediate compartment; endoplasmic reticulum
Source: RefSeq, a predicted model, not a curated record
AAAGCCACUAAGCAGGCAGGCAAGUGCGCGUGGGUGGCCGGGCCUCGCCUCGCCUCAGCCGACCAUGGCGCCCAGCGGCGACUUAAUGGGGGCAGCCGAAGACCUCGCUGACCAGUUCUUGCGGGUGACGAAGCACUACCUACCUCACCUGGCUCAUCUCUGCCUGAUCAGUACGUUCUUGGAGGAUGGCAUUCGGAUGUGGUUCCAGUGGAAUGAGCAGCGAGACUACAUCAACUUGUCUUGGGGAAGCGGUGCACUCUUAGCCACACUUUUUGUAUUAAUCAACAUGUGUGGGCAGUUGGCUGGGUGUGUGCUUGUUUUAGCCAGAAAGUUCGUUCCUUACGCAUGCUUCGGCCUAUUUGGAAUCAUUUUUAUGCAGACAAUUGCAUACAGUAUUUUAUGGGACCUCAAGUUCUUAAUGAGGAAUUUGGCUCUAGGGGGUGGACUGCUUCUGCUACUUGCAGAGUCUCGUUCUGAGGGGAAGUCCAUGUUUGCUGGAGUCCCUACCAUGGAUGACAUCUCACCACGGCAGUACAUGCAGCUUGGUGGCCGUUUGCUCCUUGUUCUCAUGUUCAUGACGCUCCUGCACUUUGAACUUGGCGCCUUCACCAUUUUCCAGGACAUCUUUGGCAUGGCACUCAUCAUUUUGGUAGCCAUUGGCUUCAAGACCAAGCUCGCUGCUCUCACUCUGGUCAUCUGGCUCUUCGUCAUCAACCUGAUCCAGAAUGCCUUCUGGAGCAUCCCCACCUACAGACCACUCCACGACUUCCUCAAAUACGACUUUUUCCAGACGAUGUCUGUCAUAGGGGGCCUGCUGCUUGUCGUGGCAUUGGGACCUGGGGGGGUUUCCAUGGACGAGCACAAGAAGAAGUGGUGAAGAUGGACUCUGAACAGUGCUCAGUGGCUGGGUGGGGGAAUAAACUACGGCUUUUAAAAACCUGUGUAGAAUUUUCUUCUCUUUUGAUUGAUUCUCUUGAGGUUUAUCAUAGUUCACGGUUGCCUUAUCAGGUUGGAAGAGACUUUGCUUUUUCAACCUGUUUGAGACAUGUAAAUUAAAGUCGAAUUAUAGAUAGAUAGAU